This is a messenger RNA of Otolemur garnettii (small-eared galago), 2655 nucleotides long. It is a transcript of the gene ABCG8, whose product is annotated as ATP binding cassette subfamily G member 8. The coding region runs from base 146 to 2143 and encodes 665 amino acids. Gene Ontology annotation, biological process: cholesterol homeostasis. The transcript has 12 exons. Lineage: Eukaryota; Metazoa; Chordata; Mammalia; Primates; Galagidae. Gene Ontology annotation, cellular component: plasma membrane. The record is from RefSeq and is a predicted model, not a curated record. Gene Ontology annotation, molecular function: ATP binding; ATP hydrolysis activity; ABC-type transporter activity.
CUGCCGCGGAGAAAAGGACAGGGCCUGGCAUAGACGGGGUCCUUGGUGUCCCUGCUCUAGGAAGCAGAGAGAGGCAGGAUUCGCAGGGGCAGGCAACAGCCAGGUCUAAAGGAGUGGCUGUCAACGGACACUGACCUGCCGCCCCAUGGCUGAGACAACCGGUGGAGAGGACAGGGGGCUGCAGAACGGAGCCAUGCCCCAAGAUGCCUCUCAGGGCCUCCAGGACAGCUUGUUCUCCUCUGAAAGUGACAACAGCCUGUAUUUCACCUACAGUGGCCCUCCCAACACCCUGGAGGUCCAGGACCUCAGCUACCAGGUGGACGUGGCCACCCAGAUGUCUUGGUUUGAGCGGCUGGUUCAGUUCAAGAUGCCAUGGACAUCUCACAACAGCCAAGAUUCCUGUGACCUGGGCAUCCAAAACCUGAACUUGAAAGUGAGAAGUGGGCAGAUGCUGGCCAUCAUAGGAAACUCAGGCUGUGGGAGAGCCUCACUGCUGGACGUGAUCACCAACCGAGGCCACGGUGGCAAGAUCAAAUCAGGCCAGAUCUGGAUCAAUGGGCAGCCCAGCACACCUCAGCUGGUGAGGAAAUGUGUGGCCCACGUGCGCCAGCAUGACCAGCUGCUCCCCAAUCUGACAGUCCGAGAGACCCUGACCUUCACUGCCCAGAUGCGCCUGCCUAGAUCCUUCUCCCUGGCUCAGCGUGACAAAAGGGUGGAGGAUGUGAUCGCGGAGCUGCGGCUGCGACAGUGUGCGGACACACCCGUGGGCAAUGUGUACCUGCGGGGAGUGUCGGGGGGCGAGCGGAGGAGAGUCAGCAUCGGGGUACAGCUCCUGUGGAAUCCAGGAAUCCUGAUUCUGGAUGAACCCACCUCUGGGCUCGACAGCUUCACAGCCCACAACCUGGUGAAGACCUUGUCGCGGCUGGCCAAGGGCAACAGGCUGGUGCUCCUCUCCCUGCACCAGCCCCGGUCAGACAUCUUCAGGCUGUUUGACUUGGUCCUGCUCAUGACGUCUGGCACCACCGUCUACCUGGGGGCAGCCCAGCACAUGGUCGAGUAUUUCACCACCAUUGGCUACCCCUGUCCUCGGUACAGCAACCCCGCUGACUUCUAUGUGGACUUGACCAGCAUCGACAGGCGCAGCAGAGAGCAGGAAGCGGCCACCAGGGAGAAGGCUCAGUCACUUGCAGCCUUGUUUUUAGAAAAAACACACGGCUCAAAUGACUUUCUGGGGAAGGCAGAGGUGAGGGAACUCGACGUGGGCCCUUGUGCAAAGAGCAGCCUGGCCCUUCCGCUGGACACCAAGAUCCUCCGAGCGCCCGCUAAGCUUCCUGGGGCUGUGCAGCAGUUUACCACUCUGAUCUGGUACCUGUCCGUCAUUUCAUUUCUCCCCCCCCCCAAAGUCUUUGUAUAUCCCUUUCUAUGUAAAGUCAAUUUGAGCAAAGAAGAAAAAGGUAGAGAGAGACUCAAAAACAGAAACAUGGUAGAUAAAUUUCAUUUUUCAUUCUGUUCUCUUUUCACCCUUUUUUUAGGUUACUCGGAGAGGGCGAUGCUUUCCUAUGAAUUGGAAGACGGGCUGUACACUGCUGGUCCAUAUUUCUUUGCCAAGAUCCUCGGGGAGCUCCCGGAGCACUGCGUCUACAUCAUCAUCUACGGGAUGCCCAUCUACUGGCUGGCUGACCUGCGGCCGGGCGCUGAGCCCUUCCUGCUGCACUUCCUGCUGCUGUGGCUGGUGGUCUUCUGCUGCAGAGUCAUGGCCUUGGCCACCGCAGCCCUGUUCCCCAACUUCCACAUGGCCUCCUUCUUCAGCAAUGCUAUUUACAACUCCUUCUACCUCACCGGGGGUUUCAUGAUAAGCUUAAGCAACUUGUGGAUAGUGCCUAGAUGGAUUUCCAAGGUGUCCUUCAUGCGAUGGUGCUUUGAAGGGCUGAUGAUUAUCCAGUUUAGCGGGAACACUCAUAGCAUGCAGCUGGGCAACCACACCAUCUUGGUCUCAGGAGAUACGAUCCUCAAUGCCAUGGACCUGAACGAGUACCCCCUCAGUGCCAUCUACUUCAUCGUCAUUGGCAUCAGCGGUGGCUUCAUGGUCCUGUACUAUGUGUCUUUAAGGUUUAUCCGACAGAAAUCAAGUCAAGACUGGUGAUUCAUGCCAAGGCUCCUGCCCAGGUGGGGUACCAGAGUGGACCUUGCAACUGCACUCCUUUCCCUGUAGGGUGCCCUUUCUGGGGACAGUGAUAUACAGAUGCUCGGCUACAUCUGCCCCACGGUGCUGCAGUGGCACAGAUCAACCACAGGAUGGCAGUAGAAUAAAGACAGUCGGAGGCACUUCUGCUCGCUGGCGGAAACUGGGAUUCCUGGGAGCGAGAAAACCUGCAUGUGGCGGCACCUACAAUGUUGCUAAUUUAUUUCCUUUUGAUAGUAUUUAUAUAGGCAACUCAAUAUAGGAUGGUAUACAGGAAUUGUUAGAACCCAGAGGAAACAAUAAUAGCUAGCAAAAGACUAGCUAUUAUUUGUUCUCCUCUUCAGGGGCCCCAAACUCUGUGGUAAGCCAUUUCCAUAUAGAAAGUGAUCUAUAGAAGGCCACCCCUGCUUUUUGUGGGGGGUCAUGAGCCCCCAAAGCCAAAGAGAACAAUUAAAAAUUUAUUGAGCAUCUAC